GUGGUUAUUUAACCGUAGGUGGCAUGUGCAAAACACGUGCGAAGCUCAUCCAUCCAUCCCUGUCUGUGAAGUGGGAAGCAGAACAAGUCCGCACCAGUUGGAAAUUCCAAAGCGAACUCUGAAAUAAAGCAAACAGUGUAUUCGUACACUACACAACCAUCGUAUAUACCCUAAUACCGUAGCGGAAAAAAUUACUGUUUGAUCAUGUAUUUGUUGACAGCAAAACCCUCUUUCAGACCUCAAUUAAUAUUAUCAUCUUCUUUUUCAACUUCUACUUUGUCAUCUUCAAUUUCUCGAGUUUCAUUCCGAACUUGUUCAUUCUCGUCAAUUGCGUUUCCCAGAAAUUUAAACUAUAAAGGAAGACUUAGUUUCAAAGUUGAAGCAUCCACAAAUGACACUCCCAACUCUGCUUCUGACUCUAAACCCCCUAACGGCACUCUGUCAAAGAGCAGGCGAGAAAUCUUACAGGACUAUGUCAAGAAUGUGCAGCCGGAAAUUAUGGAAUUGUUUGUGAAAAGAGCACCUCAACAGGUUGUGGAUGCAAUGCGACAAACAGUGACAAAUAUGAUUGGAACGCUGCCCCCUCAAUUUUUUUCUAUAACAAUUGCCACGGUUGCUGAAAACCUCGCACAGCUUAUGUAUAGUGUCAUGAUGACUGGAUACAUGUUUAGGAAUGCACAAUACCGUUUGGAACUACAAGAAAGUUUGGAACAAGUUGCCCUUCCAGAUGUGCAAGAUAAAAAGGAUGUACCAGACUAUGCACCCGGGACACAAAAGAAUGUUUCGGGUGAAGUCAUUCGGUGGAACAACAUUUCCGGACCUGAGAAAAUAGAUGCCAAAAAGUACAUUGAAAUACUCGAAGCAGAGAUUGAGGAGCUGAACCGUCAAGUUGGAAGACAAUCUAGCAAUGCACAAAAUGAACUGCUGGAAUACCUAAAAUCUCUCGAGCCUCGAAAUUUGAAGGAUUUAACUAGUAGUGCUGGGGAAGACGUUGUGCUUGCAAUGAAUACAUUCAUAAAGCGUCUACUGGCUGUUGCAGAUCCCAGUCAAAUGAAGACAAGUGUGACUGAGACUAGUGCAUCUGAACUUGCCAAACUGCUAUAUUGGUUGAUGGUGGUUGGGUACAGCAUUCGCAACAUUGAGGUUCGUUAUGACAUGGAAAGAGUACUCGGAAUGCCUCCAAAGCUGGCUGAGUUGCCGCCCGGUGAAAAUGUUUAAGCAGCGUUGAUAACGUCGGCAAUCGAAAUACUAUUGUCCCGAAGUUGGAGCCAAGUGCCCUAAUUAGAUUUUGCACUUUUUUAUUGAUUGGCUAAAGGAUUUGUAGUGACAUAAAGAAAAAGGCUGCAUUUUUAGAGUCCCCAAACUAUUGGUCUCCUAAUAGUUAAAGUGGACCAUCCUUUUUUUUUCCUCUGGGUAGAAUGGAACUUUUAUUCCAAGUUAUACUGACAAGAUAUCAGAAAUUGAUUCCUGAAGAUGUAUUAUCCUUUGAUUUAUUUGUAACUUAUUUGACAGCCUAAAACUAUGGUGAAUUAUUUAAAUACAGAAAAGAUUGUUGGUUCGUUUUA
Molecule: messenger RNA, 1565 nt
Organism: Cicer arietinum (chickpea)
Lineage: Eukaryota; Viridiplantae; Streptophyta; Magnoliopsida; Fabales; Fabaceae
Source: RefSeq, a predicted model, not a curated record